Dendroctonus ponderosae (mountain pine beetle) is the source of this 730-nucleotide messenger RNA. RefSeq lists its product as uncharacterized. The record is from RefSeq and is a predicted model, not a curated record. NCBI's taxonomy places the organism in Eukaryota, Metazoa, Arthropoda, Insecta, Coleoptera, Curculionidae. The transcript is spliced from 2 exons. Gene Ontology annotation, molecular function: odorant binding. The coding region runs from base 265 to 684 and encodes 139 amino acids.
GGUUAGUAACAAUAACAUAAAUAACUCUCUAACUAAAUAAUCACACUUAAUGUCCCGAUUCGGUAAUAUUGGCUGGACCAGUUGAUAACAGUGUUCAGAUAAAUAAUUUAAUUGUUUACAAAUCUAAACCGACAAUAAUUUUGAAAGAAAAAUAUCAGCCGGUUUUUCGGUAUAAAUGGGGCUCGGGCUUCGAACGUUUAUUAUUACCCGUUGAAGACAUCUGAAAGAAGCUUCUUGGUAAAGACAUCCUCCGAAUCAACCACUAUGAAGUAUUUAGUUGUGCUUUCGCUUUGCUUGGCUGUUGUGAGUGCCGCGGCCCUGACCAAGGAAGAGAUCAAAGAGCGCUUGAAGGCCGCUCAUGAUAAAUGCCAAGCUGAUCCUCAAACCGCCAUCGAUGAGGCAGCUUUGAAAGCCUUCAAAGACUCAAAGGGCAAGGGCCAGCUUCCAGCCAACAUGGGACCUCACGAUCUUUGUAUUUCCAAAGCCCUCAAAUGGCAAAACGCUGAUGGAAAAGUCAACAAAGAGUUGAUUAAGGAAAGAAUCACUGAUAAUGUAGCGGACGCAUCUAAAGUCGAUGCUAUCGUAAACGAAUGUGCUGUUGACAAGGAAAAUGAGAUCGCCACCGCCGAGAAUCUCUUCAAAUGCUUGCUUAAACAUCACGCAACUGCCGUCCACGGCCAUUAAAUGUUCACUUCAUUGUGCCAAUAAAAUGAAUAAAUAAUUUCGUUAC